Messenger RNA from Cuculus canorus (common cuckoo), 4259 nucleotides. RefSeq names its product zinc fingers and homeoboxes 1 (gene ZHX1). The record is from RefSeq and is a predicted model, not a curated record. Bases 852 to 3476 code for a protein of 874 amino acids. Gene Ontology annotation, molecular function: DNA binding; DNA-binding transcription factor activity, RNA polymerase II-specific. Gene Ontology annotation, biological process: regulation of transcription by RNA polymerase II. NCBI's taxonomy places the organism in Eukaryota, Metazoa, Chordata, Aves, Cuculiformes, Cuculidae. Gene Ontology annotation, cellular component: nucleus. The transcript has 4 exons.
CUCUCCCUCCGCUUCCCUGCUCUUCCCAGCGCCUUCCCUCGUGUUCCCGUGCUUCCCUGCUUUUCCCUCUCUUCCCUCCUGUCCCCGUGUUUCCUUCCUUUUCCCAGGGCCUUCUCUCCUCUCCCCCCGCUUCCCUGAUCUUCUCUGUGCCUUCCCUCCUGUCCCCCUGCUUCCCUGCUGUCUCCGUGUUUCCUUCUUCUUCCCUGUGUCUUCCCUCCUCUUUCGUGUCUUCCCUGCUUUCCCCCCCCCGCUUCUCUCCUCUUCCCCAGCCUGAGCUUUCGGGACUUCGCUCGCUGCAGGGAGGAACAUUGGUCCGAGCCGCCUGUGGGGAGAAGGAGAAGGCGAGCGGUUCAGUUCCGGAGGAGCUGGCGAGUUGCCUCCCUGCCGGUGUCCCUGGGCUGCGUGCAUCCCAGCCGGCGCUCGGACGGACAGGAAGGCAGACAGACGGACUGACAGCAGCCAGCGAGCCAUGAAGUUGUGGCUCUGGAAUCGCCGUGCGCCCCGCGGCGGGGGCGAGCGUGGAGGAUCGGGAUGCACAGCGCUGGAGAUCGACACCGGCUUCAAUAAACCAUGUAAUGGAGGCAGUUCUGGAUCUCUGGAAGGGCUCGAGUGUCUGCAACAGUGAAUGUUAUCUGGUGGUGGAUGUGGAGUUUAAAACAUCAUGUCUCGACAUCUCGUCCUCAACUAUCUAUCUUUAAUCUGAUUGCACUACAAAAGAAAAGCUGCUAAUAGGAUAAAUGUUGAGACUUUACAAGAACUGACUUGAAGUACCGAAAGCCAUUAUUAUUAAUCAAAAAGAGCUUGAAGUGAAGUCUGUAUCUGAGCAGUCAGUAUCAUUUCCACAAACAGGCAUGGCAAGUAAACGAAAAUCAACAACACCAUGCAUGGUAUUAGCCAAUGAGCAGGAUCCGGAUCUAGAAACAGUAUCAGACUUGGAGGAAGUACCACCUAUACUUGCGCCAACAGAUAACCCUACAGCAGAGAGCGUAACAAGUGAUGAGGAUGUUCAUGAGGGUAUGGAUUCAGACAAUCAGAAAAAUACAAAUAAGGUAGAAGGUGGUUACGAGUGUAAAUACUGUACUUUUCAGACUCCAGAUCUCAAUAUGUUUACUUUCCAUGUGGAUUCAGAACAUCCCAACGUAGUAUUAAAUUCAUCCUACGUUUGUGUAGAAUGCAAUUUCCUUACCAAAAGAUACGAUGCCCUCUCAGAACAUAAUUUGAAGUACCACCCUGGAGAGGAGAAUUUUAAAUUGACCAUGGUGAAGCGUAAUAAUCAGACAAUCUUUGAACAAACAGUAAAUGAUCUCACUUUUGAUGGGAGUUUUGUUAGAGAGGAAAACGCUGAACAGGCUGACUCUCCUGAUGUCCCCUCAUCAGGGAUCUCAAUUAGCAAAACUCCUAUUAUGAAAAUGAUGAAAAACAAACCCGAGACUAAACGUAUUGCUGUUUUCCACAAUGUAGUUGAAGACAUUCCUGGUGAAGAAAAGGGAGCUGAAAAUGAGCCAAACUCUGAAGAAGUAGUAGAAAACCCACUGCCAGCAGUCUCUGAGUCAAAAGCGAGCCAUUCAGUUGUUUGCAGUGCAGCGGAUGUGGCUGGUGCGGUAGUGACUCCAGCACCAGUGCUGCAGCCCGGGGUGGCACAGGUUAUAACAGCUGUUACAGCUCCACAGAACUCAAACGUGAUUCCAAAAGUCCUGAUACCUGUUAAUAGCAUUCCAGCUUAUAAUACUGCUUUGGAUAACAAUCCUCUUUUGCUUAACACCUACAACAAAUUUCCAUAUCCAACAAUGUCAGAAAUCACUGUUCUUUCCACUCAAGCUAAGUACACAGAGGAGCAGAUUAAAAUAUGGUUUUCUGCCCAGCGUCUGAAACACGGUGUGAGCUGGACGCCAGAAGAAGUGGAGGAAGCAAGGAGGAAACAAUUUAAUGGCACAGUGCAUACUGUGCCACAGACAAUUACUGUUAUUCCAGCACACAUUUCCGCUGCUAGCAAUGGUUUACCUUCAAUUUUACAGACAUGCCAAAUAGUUGGUCAGCCAGGACUUGUUCUCACUCAAGUUGCAGGUGCAAAUACGUUACCAGUAACAGCCCCAAUAGCUUUGACCGUAGCGGGAGUCCCAAACCAAACACAGUUACAGAAGAGUCAGAUUCACACUGCUCAGCCUGUUGCAGAAACCAAACAAGUAGCUGCCGUUCCAGCCCCUCAGCCUAUCAAAAAUGAAUCCACGCUAGUAAACCCUGACUCCUUUGGCAUCCGAGCAAAAAAAACAAAGGAACAACUGGCAGAAUUGAAAGUGAGCUACCUUAAAAAUCAGUUUCCUCAAGACUCGGAAAUUGUUAGACUUAUGAAAAUUACAGGCCUUACUAAAGGAGAGAUCAAAAAGUGGUUCAGUGAUACACGCUACAAUCAGAGAAACUCAAAGAAUAAUCAUGGGAUUCAUCUCAACAGUGAUUCAUGUGCCACCAUUGUUAUUGAUUCAAGCGAUGAAAUGAAUGAGUCCCCAACGGGAGUCACUCCGCAGAGCAAGUCAUCAUGGAGCGCUUUUCCUGAUUUCACCCCACAGAAAUUCAAAGAGAAGACUGCUGAACAGCUGCAAGUCCUCCAGGCGAGUUUUCUGAAUAACCCUGUCCUUACCGAUGAAGAGAUGAAUAGGUUAAGAGCCCAAACCAAACUCACCAGGAGAGAGAUUGAUGCCUGGUUUACAGAUAGAAGGAAGUCAAAUGUCUUGAAGGAAGAGGGAGCGGACUUGAAUGAGAGCAAUGCUGGCAGCUCAAAAGAAGAGGCUGGAGAAACAUCUGUGGGAGAUGGAGCAGCAGGAGCAAAAUCAGGGAGUUCUACUUCGAGCAAAAUAGGCAAAAAAUCACCAGAGCAGUUGCACAUGCUUAAAAGUUCCUUUGUCCGUACUCAGUGGCCAUCUCCACAAGAAUACAACAAGCUGGCAGAAGAAACUGGACUCCCAAGAUCAGAAAUUGUGAGCUGGUUUGGAGAUACUCGCUACGCCUGGAAAAAUGGUGGAUUGAAAUGGUAUUAUUAUUACCAGAGCGCCAGUCCAAACAGUGUGAACGGCCAGGGCUUUUCAAGAAAGAGAGGGAGAGGAAGACCAAAAGGGAGGGGGAGAGGGAGGCCUCGAGGGAGGCCUCGGGGAAGCAAGAGGUUAAAUUGCUGGGACAGAGGGGUGUCUGUCAUAAAAUUCAAAACUGGAGCAGCAAUCCUGAAGGAUUACUAUAUGAAGCACAAAUUCCUUAAUGAGCAAGACCUCGAUGAACUGGUAGCCAAAUCUCACAUGGGAUAUGAGCAGGUCAGAGAGUGGUUUGCAGAGAGGCAAAGAAGAUUAGAACUUGGAAUAGAGCUGUUUGAUGAGAAUGAGGAGGAAGACGAAAUGCUGGAAGAUCAGGAAGAUGAGGAAGAAACAGAUGAUAGUGAUACUUGGGAACCCCCCAGACAUGUUAAGCGUAAACUUUCAAAAUCAGAUUGAUGUGCAGUUUGGGGGCCAAAAGCCUGUGAAUUCGGUUUGAUGUUAUGGUGAGGAGCCAGCUGAUGUUUCCUGGCCUUCAGUUUAGCAAGCACCUGCUUUGCAUCUUCCUUGCACCUAAAAGAACAUGGGCAAGAUGCUACCUGUGCAGGCAACAACUAUUUGCUUCCUAGCUACAAGAGAUGGACAUCCUCAGGCCUAGCCUAGGACGUGGGGUUAUAAAUCGGAUCCAUUUCGGCUCCUCCUCUUCCACAUUACUUAUGGGAAGGUUCAUGUUCAUCCUUCACGUGACUGUUUCUCAAUAUUUAAUUGCCUUAUGUUAAUUCCAAAAAAACCACAGACACAUUUUUUUCAUUGAUGUAGGAGAACAUUGCCUGCUUGUGAAGGAGGAAAAAACAAAAAUCUGAGAUGUCUUUUUGCAAACAUCGCUUCACCUGAGAGGUUUCAAAGCCCGGGUUUAUUUCUUAAGUUCAAAAGAGAAGGGGAAAAGUGUAACAAAGGAAUCAGUGAAGCUAGGAGUGAGGAUUGCUUGGUGUACAAAAAAGAGCUGCCCAGUGUGGUGAAGGGGAAGCAGUUCUUGAAAAAGUUCAAGAUAACUGGUUAACUGUGAAUGGGCCUAAUCUUUCAUGAAACCAAGAAAAUUUUUGGACACACACAGGACUUGAAUACUCAAAAGGAUUGGAACUUAGUGUUGUGCCAAAGUUAAACUACUGCAGUUGGCAGAAGUUCUGCACUGUAAAUAGAAGACUGAUUAAAAGACAGCUUGUAAAAAAAGAAAGAAAAAAA